UUCAAAAGGCUUGAUACCAUAAUGCAUUCUGCAAUGGUCUAACAAAUUCCAGCUUCUCUUCAAUCUCAUGUUGCACUCCCCAUUGAACUUGCAUAUAAACUCGAAGGUCUUUUUGUUAGUUACCUCUGUCCGCUUCUCACAAAUCUCAUAAUGGAAGGACUGCAGUUCUCUAAUGAACUUGAUGUUGCUCUUCUUGAACAUGUAAUUAGCAACAUCAGCGGCAGAUUCGGAUAGGUCACAAGUGCAGUAAAUUCCUCUGCAUUUCUUCUUCCUGAGGUUUCUGUUCAUCAUUGAUGAAUUUCUGAUGGGCUGAUUAUGUAACUUGGCAGUCGCUGCACAAGAUUUGAAUCCAGACUGAGUAGGGGAACGCAUCUGAGAGUGAAAGAGCAGUGGCAACGCCAAACCAGGAGGUGAACACUUUGAAAUACACCUUGAUUCUAAUAGUGAAGAAUCCUGGCAUGAACUCAACUUUGAAUUAUUUAGCCCUCAAGGAAUAAAAGAACUUGGAGAAAUAAAUUUAACACUAGACUGACUUCUGUGAAGCUCGGAGAAAUUAUUAAGAGUCUCUGCAUUACUCCUCAAGUUAAAUAACGAUUGAUGCUUCAAUGGGUAUGAUGAAGAAUCCGUAGAUGCCUGAACUUCUUCUCAUAAAGUGUUCAAUGGCUGAAUCAAGCGCCUUUCAUGUGUAAUAACACUUUUUAGAAGUCUAGCUGCUUCCUCUUGAUGCUUGAAUUGCUCACUUUUUGCUGAGCUUUUUUCUUGGUAUUUAAAUUGCAUUUUUUUUGUAGCGUAA
Molecule: messenger RNA, 793 nt
Organism: Moneuplotes crassus
Lineage: Eukaryota; Ciliophora; Spirotrichea; Euplotida; Euplotidae
Source: the annotation of a GenBank genome assembly